Molecule: messenger RNA, 1296 nt
Organism: Staurois parvus
Lineage: Eukaryota; Metazoa; Chordata; Amphibia; Anura; Ranidae
Source: the annotation of a GenBank genome assembly
AUGACCCGUAGGUCAGUUGAAGAACCUGUUAAAGUGGAAUCUUCAAGAACUUCAAGAAGGAAAACCCAAAAAAAAGAAAAGUUAGCUCCUACCAGUGAGCCCACCCAGCUGACAGUGGACGAUGUCAGUGACACCAGCAUCACACUGAAGUGGAGACCUCCAGAGAGGAUUGGUGCAGGAGGACUGGAUGGCUACAUUGUGGAAUACUGCAAGGAGGGUUCCUCAGAAUGGGUACCAGCUCUUCAAGGCCUGACUGAAAGGACCUCUUGUCUGAUAAGAGACCUGCCCACUGGGGAGAGACUCACUUUCAGGGUCAAGGCCAUUAACUUGGCAGGACCCAGCGAGCCAUGCACCAUGAAGGAGCCUGUGACCAUCCGGGAGAUCAUGCAAAGGCCAAAGAUCUGGCUGCCCCGUUACCUGAGACAGAAAUUUGUGAAGAGGGUUGGCGAGACGGUGAACAUUGUUAUUCCCUUCCAGGGAAAGCCUCGCCCUGUGGUCACCUGGCUAAAGGAUGGGCAGCCCAUUGAUCCAAAACAGAUCGGUAUCAGGAACAGUGAAGCUGACACCAUCCUGUUCAUCAGAUCUGCCGAGAGGCAUCACUCUGGAGAGUACCAAGUUAAGAUCCAGAUAGAGAACUGUGAGGACUCCGCUACCGUCUGUAUCCAGAUUGUGGACAAGCCCAGUGCUCCUCAGAAGUUGAAGAUUGUGGAAGUAUGGGGAUUCAAUGUGGCUUUAGAAUGGGCUACACCCCAGGAUGAUGGAAAUACUGAGAUAACGGGCUAUACCAUUCAAAAAGCAGAUAAGAAGACCAUGGAAUGGUUCACAGUCUUUGAACACUACAGACGUCUGAACUGUGUAGUGUCUGACCUGAUCAUGGGUAAUCAGUACCACUUCCGAAUUUUCAGUGAGAACAUGUGUGGACUCAGCGAAAAACCUAUAACAUCCAAGGACUUUGCAAGCAUACUGAAGUCAGGCACUGAAUACAAACCCCCCAAUUACAAGGAGCAUGAGUUUGGGGAGGCUCCCAAGUUUACGCAUCCACUUGUGAACCGCUCUGUGGUUGCAGGAUACAAUGCGACUCUCAGCUGUUCUAUUCGUGGAAUACCCAAGCCCAAGAUAACUUGGUACAAGAACAAGAUGGACCUGUCAGGCGAGGCUCGUUACAGGUCUUUCAGUAAGCAGGGAGUACUGACCCUAGAAGUGAGAAAGCCUAGCCCCUUCGAUGGAGGUGUCUACAGCUGCAAAGCCACGAAUGAACAUGGAACAGCAGAGACUGAAUGCAGACUGGAAGUCCGC